AUGAAUAUUUUGCAAAUGAAUUGUUUCGUGUUUCUGUUGUGCUCGAUUUUAAUUAAUAUUUUAUUUAUUAAGCUUGCAAAAGAAUGGCCACAAUUUAUGAAAGAAUGGCUGAAAAUUGAAUGUUUGAUGGGGUAUUUUGGAACCAGGAAAACUUUGAAGAAAAACAUGGAUUUUAUUUUCACAUCUCUUACGUUAUUUACAAUAGUGGAACAUAUGCUAAUGGAAUUGUACAGAGUUAUAGAUUCCGUUGAAUGCAGCAAAACAGUAGGUGACGGUAUUCGUCACUACUAUGUAAAUGUAACUUUUCCGCACCUUUUUACUAGUCUUGUCAAUUACACCUUGUGGAAAGCUCUAAUUUUCCAUAUUUCAAACUUCCAGACAACUUUUUGUUGGACUUUCGGUGACACAUUUAUAAUUUUACUGAGUACAGCUUUUGCUACGCAAAUGAAACAAAGUAGAACCAAAGUUAAAGUUUUAGUAAAGUCUCAAAUUAAAGCAGCAACCCCAUGGAGAAAAAUAAGAGAAGAACAUUGCGGUUUGCUUAAUCUUUGUAGACUACUGGAUCAGAAAAUUUCUUAUCUAGUCUUAGUAUCCUUCUGCAGUAAUUUAUAUUUUGUUUUGGUUCAAUUAUUUAACGCAUUGAGACCAAUGAGCGACAUUUUACAAAAAGCAUACUUUUUUAUUUCCUUUGGGUUUCUAAUUUUUAGGAUUAUUUAUGUCAGUUUAAGUGCAGCGUCGAUUAAUGAUGAGAGCCGAAAACUUUUAAUAGAACUGUUACUUACUCCACCGGAAUUAUACAAUGUUGAAAUUGAAAGAUUAAUUAAUCAAAUUACUUAUAAAACGGCAGCUAUUUCUGGGAAAAGUUUUUUUAUAAUUACAAGAGGACUAAUAUUGAAAGUGAGUAAUUAG
Tribolium madens (black flour beetle) is the source of this 909-nucleotide messenger RNA. RefSeq names its product gustatory receptor for sugar taste 64e-like. Gene Ontology annotation, biological process: sensory perception of chemical stimulus; detection of chemical stimulus involved in sensory perception of taste. The record is from RefSeq and is a predicted model, not a curated record. NCBI's taxonomy places the organism in Eukaryota, Metazoa, Arthropoda, Insecta, Coleoptera, Tenebrionidae. The transcript has 5 exons. The coding region runs from base 1 to 909 and encodes 302 amino acids. Gene Ontology annotation, molecular function: taste receptor activity. Gene Ontology annotation, cellular component: membrane.